Messenger RNA from Poecilia latipinna (sailfin molly), 2058 nucleotides. RefSeq names its product rRNA 2'-O-methyltransferase fibrillarin. The record is from RefSeq and is a predicted model, not a curated record. Gene Ontology annotation, cellular component: small-subunit processome; box C/D methylation guide snoRNP complex; nucleolus. Gene Ontology annotation, molecular function: RNA binding; histone H2AQ104 methyltransferase activity; rRNA methyltransferase activity. Bases 1 to 993 code for a protein of 330 amino acids. Lineage: Eukaryota; Metazoa; Chordata; Actinopteri; Cyprinodontiformes; Poeciliidae. The transcript has 9 exons. Gene Ontology annotation, biological process: box C/D sno(s)RNA 3'-end processing; rRNA methylation.
AUGCAGCCCCUGCUGGUGUUGAGCACUUUAUGCCUUCUGGGUGAAGUUGGAGAACUGGAGGCUGGUGACGGACCUGUCUGCUUUACAUCUGGCAGGUCUGAAACGCUGCAUCCCAAAUUCUUUCUGACGCCAGGCUCUGAUGUUUGUCUUUUAGGUGGAGGCUUUAGGUCCCCAGACGGUGGAGGAUUUCGAGGCAGAGGUGGCGGGAGAGGCACCCCAAGAGGAAGAGGAGGCAGAGGAGGAAGGGGCGGUGGCAGAGGAGGUUUAGGAGGAGGGAAAAGAGUUCUGAUCGAGCCUCACAGACAUGAAGGAGUGUUUAUCUGCAGAGGGAAGGAGGACGCCUUGGUCACCAAGAACUUGGUGGUGGGAGAAUCUGUGUACGGAGAGAAGAGAAUGAGUGUGGAGGAUGGAGAGACCAAGAUUGAGUACAGAGCCUGGAAUCCUUUCCGCUCAAAGCUGGCAGCAGCUAUACUAGGAGGAAUUGACAAGAUCCACAUCAAACCUGGAGCUAAGGUCAUGUACCUGGGGGCCGCCUCUGGGACCACCGUGUCCCACGUCUCAGACAUUGUUGGACCGGAGGGGCUGGUCUAUGCAGUGGAGUUCUCCCAUCGAUCGGGUCGUGACCUUCUCAAUGUGGCAAAGAAACGCACCAAUAUCAUUCCAAUCAUUGAAGACGCCAGGCAUCCACACAAAUACCGCAUGUUGGUUGGCAUGGUGGAUGUCAUUUUUGCCGAUGUGGCCCAACCUGACCAGACGAGGAUUGUUGCUUUGAAUGCUCACAACUUUCUGAAAAAUGGAGGACACUUUGUUAUCUCAAUAAAGGCCAACUGUAUAGACUCCACAGCAGCUCCAGAGGCAGUUUUUGCUUCUGAAGUGAAGAAGAUGAGUGCUGAGAACAUGAAGCCACAGGAACAGCUGACUCUGGAGCCCUAUGAGAGAGACCACGCUGUGGUGGUUGGCAUCUACAGACCUCCACCUAAACAGAAGAAAUGAGGUGUGGAAAAUGAACAGAAGGCAUCACCAUCAAGUUGAACCAAAUCUCUUUCAAGUUGCCCUCCUUCUCAAUCUCUGUCGACCUGACAGAGGUACAGCUCUGAGCCACCUUUAGCUUUCUAACUCCAUUUAGUGGGAAUACCAUUCAGUUCUUCCACAGCUGUUGUUUUAUCAUAUGUAACACAUACAUUGUACAUAAAUUUAUGUAAAAUAUGAUUUGCCCUGUCUCUCUGUCUAAGCCUUUUCAAAACUAAUCAAACUUUUAAAAGUUAACUAGAUUUUAUAAAAUACAUUGGUAAAUAAAAACACAUUUAAAUCCAAAGUACAUGUAAUUGAGUUGAAACAUGACCACAGACUUGAAAAUCCACAAACGGUUUGCUUCUGCGUUCUUUUCCGAGUCUAAACGCAGCAUUGUCUGAAGUGUCUAUGAACCAUUCUCCGGGGAAACACAAGAUAAAAACUUCUUGGCUGGACUCCUUUGUUUUUCUUCUGCUGUCUGUGGCAUGGAUAUCUUGUAGAUAAAAUAGUGACAGACCAAAAAUUCUGGAGGCAGUUUGCACAAUUAUUGAUGGUGUAGGUAUAUUACCAAACCACAUCAGUCUGCAUGCAGUAAGGAUAGUUUUAUUACUGACUGGUUAAAUUGAGGGCUUUAGUGUGCAAUUCUACAGUUAUAAUAGUGGAAGCACAUUAUAUUAAUACCAAAUUAGUCUCUCUCUUCUGACAAAAUUUGCCAAAGUGGAGAUGAAUGUGUAAAGUUAUUUCUUUGAGAGAAACCCAAAUCCCAUUGCUGUCAUCACACUGUUGGCCAAAGGAUGUAGAUGUGUCAUGUAACCUUUGUUGUGAUACCAGCGUUUUGAAUUUUGGGAUGUUUGGUUUGACAGAUAGUUGACCUGUAAAUGGGUCUUUUGGGAAAAAAAAUUGUACAGUUUGUCUCUAGCUCAAGGAUGAGUCAUUAGGGAAAAUUGCUUGAUGUAGUGAUUCUUUGGCUAUUCAUUUUUACAGCCAAAGAUUUUUCUUGAUUUUUUUUUUCUUUUUAAUAAAAAAUAUUUUGGGUUUAAUAUUUCA